GACUUGAUCUCUUCGAAGGGAAUGGGAAUCCGACAGCAUGUAGAGGUUGUGGAACCCAAAAAGCACCUCUCUCUCUCUCUCUCUCUCUUUGCAAUCUGUAAACCCGACGGCCGAGAAACGGCAAGGGAAUUCCAUCCUGCGUGUCCUCCCUCCGAUCCCAAACCCUCGCCUGGGGUCGUCGAGUUCCGCAGGGCGCCGCCUUUCCCUCGGUCGAUCGCUCAACAGGUGUCUCUGCCGCUGGUUUCGUUGUCUCUGUCAAGUUGAACGACCUCGAGCUCUAGAGGUUUCAUCUCAAGGGUUAUAAUCUCGGUGUCCAACGGGAAGCUCUCUCUGUUGGUCCGGGUGCUGGGCAUCUCGAGUUUGAGCUGUCUCGUUAUCUAGUCAAAGUGAACAGGUUUGCUGAACUUGGUGGUGUCUCAUGGCGUCCGGACCCGUAAAUGAGGGGACGAACAGGGGAAGUAUGUGGGAACUGGACCAGAAUCUUGAUCAACCCAUGGAUGAAGAGGCUGGCAGAUUGAGAAGUAUGUACAGAGAAAAGAAAUCCUCAGCCAUUUUGGUUAUGCGACUUGCUUUUCAGAGUCUUGGUGUUGUCUUUGGAGACUUGGGCACAUCACCAUUGUAUGUGUUCUAUAAUACAUUUCCUCAUGGGGUUGAAGAUGCAGAAGAUGUAAUCGGAGCUCUUUCUUUGAUCAUAUACUCGCUGACACUCAUACCACUUCUUAAAUAUGUUUUUGUUGUUCUGAGAGCAAAUGACAAUGGUCAGGGUGGCACGUUUGCUCUGUAUUCCCUGCUUUGCCGCCAUGCAAGAGUAAGCACCAUUCCUAACCAACAUAGAACUGAUGAACAACUGACAACAUAUAGUCGUCAUACAUAUGAUGAGAGCUCACUCGCAGCAACAGUCAAGAGAUGGUUAGAGUCGCAUGCCUAUAAAAAGAAUGCUCUUCUUAUUCUUGUACUCAUUGGCACUUGUAUGGCAAUUGGUGAUGGUAUUCUCACCCCUGUCAUCUCAGUUCUUUCUGCAUCAGGCGGCAUAAAGGUUAACCAUCCAAAGAUGAGUAAUGAUGUGGUUGUGCUCGUUGCGGUGGUCAUACUGAUUGGUUUGUUUAGCUUGCAACACUGUGGUACUGAUAAAGUUGGAUGGCUUUUUGCUCCCAUUGUGCUCCUCUGGUUUCUGUUGAUUGGAGCUAUUGGUGCUCUGAACAUAUGGAAAUAUGAUAGCUCGGUCCUGAAGGCUUUUUAUCCGAUUUACAUAUACCGAUAUUUUAGACGACGGAAGCGUGAUAGUUGGAUUUCACUUGGAGGAAUUUUGCUUAGUAUAACAGGGACAGAAGCAUUAUUUGCUGACCUGUGUCAUUUCCCUGUCCUAGCUAUUCAGAUUUCUUUCACUCUGAUUGUGUUCCCUUGUCUUCUUUUGGCAUACACUGGGCAAGCUGCAUACAUAAUUCAUCACAAUGGGCAUGUCUCUGAUGCAUUCUAUCGAUCCAUUCCAGAUGGUGUGUACUGGCCCAUGUUUAUUGUUGCAACAGCAGCAGCAAUUGUCGCUAGCCAAGCCACCAUAUCUGCCACAUUUUCCAUAAUCAAGCAAGCCCAUGCACUUGGUUGUUUUCCGAGGGUCAAAGUUGUGCACACAUCAAAGAAUUUUCUUGGUCAGAUAUAUAUUCCAGAUAUUAAUUGGGUCCUUAUGAUUCUUUGCAUAGCAGUAACUGUUGGAUUCAAAAAUCAAAGUCAGAUUGGAAACGCAUAUGGAACUGCAGUGGUGAUAGUUAUGGUGGUGACUACGUUUCUGAUGAUCCCAAUUAUGCUGUUGGUCUGGCGAAGCCAUUGGAUCCUUGUCUCCAUCUUCACCACUCUAUCCCUGUCGGUGGAGCUCCCCUACUUGUCCGCCGUGCUGUUUAAGAUAGAUCAAGGUGGCUGGGUACCUCUCGUCAUUGCUGCAGCAUUCCUCGUCGUCAUGUAUGUUUGGCAUUAUUGCACGGUCAAGCGAUACGAGCUUGAGGUGCACAGCAGAGUCUCCAUGGCAUGGAUGUUAGGCCUCGGCCCCAGCCUGGGCUUAGUCCGGGUUCCCGGGAUAGGUUUUGUGUACACGGAGCUAGCCAGUGGCGUCCCCCACAUCUUCUCCCACUUCAUCACCAACCUUCCUGCUAUCCACUCCGUCGUCGUCUUCAUCUGCAUCAAGUACCUCCCGGUCUAUACCGUGCCACUCGAAGAGCGGUUCUUGGUGAAGCGGAUAGGGCCAAAGAGCUUCCACAUGUUCCGUUGCGUCACCAGAUACGGAUACAAGGAUCUCCACAAGAAAGACGACGACUUUGAGAAGAUGCUCUUUGACAGUCUGUCCCUCUUUGUUCGACUGGAGAGCAUGAUGGAAGGAUACUCGGAUUCGGAUGAGAACAGCCUACAAGCUACACAGGUGACAGACAAAUCGAUAGCUUUAACAGCAGCGAGGGAGAAUGGAAAUUGUCACCAUCUUAUCGUACCUGCUCAAUCUCCAUGUCGAGGGAACAACAGUAUAGUGAGAUCGUCAGGGCAAACUAGCAACACGACGAGUGAUGAAUUGGAGUUCUUGAACAGGUGUAAGGAAGCCGGGGUGGUGCACAUACUUGGGAAUACAAUUGUGAGGGCACGUAGGAACUCUGGGAUCGUGAACAAGAUUGCUGUUGAUUACAUCUAUGCUUUCCUUAGGAGGGUGUGCAGGGAAAAUAGUGUGAUCUUUAAUGUUCCCCAUGAGAGCCUAUUGAAUGUAGGACAGAUGUUUUAUGUAUAGCUCAUGUUCCCAGUAAAUAAGGCUAUAUAUUCUUUUGCAUUUGCUACUUAUUUAACUUGUAAGUGUUCUUGA
Musa acuminata subsp. malaccensis (wild Malaysian banana) is the source of this 2833-nucleotide messenger RNA. RefSeq names its product probable potassium transporter 11. Gene Ontology annotation, biological process: potassium ion transmembrane transport. The record is from RefSeq and is a predicted model, not a curated record. Gene Ontology annotation, cellular component: membrane. NCBI's taxonomy places the organism in Eukaryota, Viridiplantae, Streptophyta, Magnoliopsida, Zingiberales, Musaceae. Gene Ontology annotation, molecular function: potassium ion transmembrane transporter activity.